ACCGACCCGAGGACCGAGGCUCUCCUCCUCGUUUACAACGAAUCGAGUCUCUCUCGAUUCUUCCAUCCAUUUCUUAACUUACGAAGACGCUCAAGGCGUUCGCAGGAGAUUUUGAUUAAAUUACGGGACCGUGACGCAAAGUUGGCCUCGUUGACCGAUGUUGACGAUAUAAAAGGAGCGCAAGAGCGUAAAGAACGUUGUAAGUGGCGAACAACCGGCGGUACCGUCAUGCAGUACCUUCUGGUGCCGUUCAUUCUAGUGGGAUGUCUGUUUUUAGCGAGUUCCAUCAACGUGGACGAGAAUCCUUGGAAGCAUGGGCCAGAGUACACCUAUGGGGUGCAGUUGAACAUGGUGACGGGAAUGAACGAGGGCCAUCACGAGUACCUGGGCACGAGGCUGAUAACGAAAAUGAAAUGCCGACCUAAGGAGCCCGAUUCCCUCAGCUGUCGCUACCUGGACGCGAAAUUUACGAGGCUGCUCCCGAAGGACUUUGACGUUCUCGGGGCCGAACCCGCUAAAAACGCGACCUACGUGCCAUUUGGGAUAGGUCCGGAACGGUUCGAGGUCAAGUUCAACGAACGCGGGAUCGAGAGCUUCCUCGUGCCUCGGUCCAUCGCUCCCUGGUCCGUUGACAUGUUUAAAUUGAUAGCCAGCCAGCUGAGCGUCGGUACCAACCUCGGACGGAAGGAGGAGACCUUCCAGAUCAUGGAGAACUUUACGAUGGGCCAGUGCGAGACCAGAUUCAAAGUCAUCCGCCGGGACGACGAGGACCAAAAUGGCCUCCGCAAGGCGAGGUUCAAGCUGCAAUUCCUCCCCGAGCUGGGCGUGCCCUCGGGUCAGAUUCUGGAAGUAGAGAAGAAGCGGAAUCUGAGGAAUUGCAGUCCCAGGGCCAAAUACUUCUUCGGCACCAGGUUCACCUAUGGACUCGUGCCGUAUACUGCCAUUGAUCACUUGACAUCCUCGUUUAGCCGAAUCACCCUCUCGGAAUCCGAGUUCACGUCCGAGACCGUCAAUCGCUGCGACAUCCACGACGAGGAAGAUCGCGAAAAAAUAGGAGAGGUUCUCGAUCACAUCAAGAUCUUUCUGGAAUCGAUCGAGCCCGCGAAGGAGGAGUUGAAAGAGGUUCCUUCCCCGGUGACCGUCGGUUUAAUCGUCAAAGGACCGAUCAAGGAACUUGAACAUUACGAACCACCGCCGACGAGUAAAACCCUUGGUAAACCAGCUACGUGAGGUCGCGGCCCGAUCUUUCUGCAAACUAUUUUAAGUGCACCGUCGUUCUCCUUAUAGGCUAAUUAUUGGUGUAAUUAAAGAAGUAGAAUUCAGAAACGACAGCUAGAUAUGGAAUUAGAACGUCGAGGUAUGAAUAAUCUACGAAUAAUAUGCGUUUAAAUAUAUCGCGAUUAUGUUUCAACGAUGUAUUACGAACCGACCUGAUGUAUAAUAAACUGUAAAAUAAUUAAUGUAAUAAAGCAACUUAUUGAACAAU
Orussus abietinus is the source of this 1486-nucleotide messenger RNA. RefSeq lists its product as uncharacterized. Gene Ontology annotation, molecular function: lipid carrier activity. The record is from RefSeq and is a predicted model, not a curated record. The transcript has 3 exons. Gene Ontology annotation, biological process: lipid transport. Lineage: Eukaryota; Metazoa; Arthropoda; Insecta; Hymenoptera; Orussidae. Bases 229 to 1230 code for a protein of 333 amino acids.